Messenger RNA from Drosophila nasuta, 2149 nucleotides. It is a transcript of the gene Diap2, whose product is annotated as Death-associated inhibitor of apoptosis 2. Gene Ontology annotation, molecular function: cysteine-type endopeptidase inhibitor activity involved in apoptotic process; ubiquitin protein ligase activity. Bases 293 to 1816 code for a protein of 507 amino acids. The transcript is spliced from 3 exons. Lineage: Eukaryota; Metazoa; Arthropoda; Insecta; Diptera; Drosophilidae. Gene Ontology annotation, cellular component: nucleus; cytoplasm. Gene Ontology annotation, biological process: regulation of cell cycle; positive regulation of protein ubiquitination; negative regulation of apoptotic process. The record is from RefSeq and is a predicted model, not a curated record.
AUUUUAUAUCACUCUUUGGGUACCUUUCCUUAAAAUUAGAUGUAUUUUAAAAUGUAAAUGGUUUAACUGGUCACUGAUAACACCACGGUUAAUUAACAGGCCAUGUAAAGCAUGGAAUAUGCCUUAAACAACAGUUCGGUCACACUGAUGAGCAAUCAAUAGUUUAUUUUUCUGCAGAUGCGUUUUCAUUUUCUGGCUCUUUUUGUUGAACUACAUCUGAGAAAAUUACAUCAUUGCACAGCAACAUAAGAGCCAUAACAAAAACGCCCCGCACAUCCAGUGAGUCACAAUCAUGAGCGAUCGUCAUCUAGAAUUGGAAAUUGAACGUUUUGUGACGUUUGCUGAUUGGCCCACAAAUGCCCCCGUGCAAGUCGAAGAUUUGGUGAAGAAUGGUUUUUUUGCCACUGGCAACUGGUUGGAGGCGGAAUGCAACUGGUGUCACAUACGCAUCGAUCAUUGGGAAUAUGGUGACAAUGUGGCUGAAAGGCAUCGUCGUGGCUCACCCAUUUGUUCCAUGGUCCUGGCGCCCAAUCAUUGUGGAAAUGUCCCAAUGCAUGACCCACAACAGAUGGCGGCGGCGGCUGCUGGAGAGACGAACGACAGUGAAGGCAACACUGUGGUUGAUGGUGGUGCAAGUCUUGCAGAUAUGCUAAUCGAAGAAAAUCGUCUUGAAACAUUUAAGGAUUGGCCUAAUCCAAAUAUUACGCCUGAGGAAUUGGCCAAGGCAGGUUUCUACUAUCUUUACCAAUCGGAUCAUGUGAAAUGUGUGUGGUGCAAGGGCAUCAUUGCCAAGUGGGAGAAAAACGACAACGCCUUCGAUGAGCAUCGUCGCUUUUUUCCCAACUGUCCACGCGUCCAAAUGGGACCGUUAAUUGCCAUUACUGGCAAGAACAUAGAGGAGCUGGGCAUACAGCCCACAACAUUGCCCCAACGUCCCAAAUACUCUUGCAUGGAGACACGACUACGCACAUUCAGUGAUUGGCCCAUUCCCAAUAUACAGGCAGCUGAACCGUUGGCUCAGGCCGGUCUCUAUUAUCAGAAGAUUGACGAUCAGGUGAGAUGCUUUCACUGCAACAUUGGACUGCGUUCGUGGCAGAAGGAUGAUGAACCGUGGCAUGAGCAUGCUAAGUGGUCGCCCAAAUGUCAGUUUGUGUUGCUCGCCAAGGGACCAAACUUUGUGCGUGCAGUGCGAGAAGCACCCACCACAUCCACAACAGCCGCCACAGCGCCACCGUUGCCUACAAGCAUUGACAGCGCCAUGACGGCAGCACCAGCUUGCGAGGCUCUGGCACUGGGCAUUGAUGUAGGUGCGGUGCGAAAUACGAUUGCACGCAAGCUUUCGAGUUCGGGUUGUGCCUUCAACACGUUGGACGAUCUUCUGCAUGCGAUCUUUGACGAUGCUGGCGCUGGUGCCGCCUUGGAGGUCACAGAGCCGUUCUCAUGCGCGUCAGCGCCACAGGCGCCAAAUGAGCCUGUUGAUUGUUCAGCUACCACAAGCAAAGCGGCUCAGGCAGAGACGCACAACACAACGGGAGCAGCAGUUGCAACUGCAGCAACAAGCCCAGCAACUCCUUUGGUGCCUGCGCCUGCUAUGGUAAACAGCAACUCAAAUCCCAAUGGCAAUCUGUCGCUGGAGGAGGAGAAUCGACUGCUGAAGGAUGCGCGUCUCUGCAAGGUCUGUCUGGAUGAAGAGGUCGGUGUUGUGUUCCUGCCAUGUGGACAUUUAGCCACCUGCAAUCAGUGCGCACCGAGCGUGGCCAAUUGCCCAAUGUGUCGGGCGGACAUCAAGGGUUAUGUGCGCACGUUUCUCUCUUGAAUGGCAGACAACAGCUAUCGAAAGACCACUAAGCGUAGCAUAUUGCUUAUCUUAAUCAUAAGAAUUGUCUACUAUGUACUUGUAUCGCCUAAGCAACUGGUGGCGGUCGUUGAAUGCUUUGGCUAUCAGAUCAUUAGAGGUUUAUCGUUAUUUUUCUUGAACUGAUGGCGAAUGUGGCUUCAAAUGUUACUAACUUACUCUCGACUCUUAUCGAAUGUGUCUAAGCGUAUUAAGUGUGUGUGUGUGUUUUUAUCUAAUGUAUUAACUAUUUACUCUCUCUAUCUCCCUGAUAUUAAUAAUAUUCUUGCAGGCUCUUAUACCUAUUUAAUCGCA